CUCAAUUAAUUAUUUUUAUUUUACAAUAGGAUUUUUUACUAUCAUUUGCCUUUAUUUGUUUUUUAAUAAUAAUUGCAAAAUGGUUGUGUAUUGUCGUGUUAAGAUUUGUAAGCACAAAAGCAAGGACAAGUGUACAUUACAUCGUUUCCCGAAAAAUAAUAAUAAUCUCUGCAAAGAGUGGGUUCGUCUUACAGGAAACGAAGAUUUACUACAUAAACAUCUGGAGGAUUUAAAUAAUGAAAGGAUAUGCAGUUGUCAUUUUACUUCCGAAGAUUAUACUCCCGGUAAAAAAUUGAAACUUGGAUCAGUGCCAACGAUUUUUUUUGAGAAUACGCCACCCAUUGAUGAUGAGAAAGUGGAAAAAUUUUUUUUAACUUCUAAUCGUCUUGCUACAACUGCCUCCGUUAAACCUCUUGUGGACAUUUCAAAUCCAAAGGCUAUUACUCAUAAACAGCCUCAGAUGAUCAGGAUUGUCCAGAAUGUAAAUGAGAUUGAGCAACCAUCAGGGCAUAUUGAACAGUUUACGACUGUUGAAAAUCGUGAAUUUACCGUAUGCCCGAUGUUAGAAGAUGUAAAUCAAACUUCACAACGAAUUAUACAUCACAAAAGAAAAGUCUCUGAAUCGGGAUCUGGAACAAGUGAGGAGUCUACUGGUACAUCUGUGUCUAAUAAGCGAUAUCGUACAUCAGGUAAAUAA
Cotesia glomerata is the source of this 697-nucleotide messenger RNA. RefSeq lists its product as uncharacterized. The transcript is spliced from 4 exons. The record is from RefSeq and is a predicted model, not a curated record. The coding region runs from base 80 to 697 and encodes 205 amino acids. Gene Ontology annotation, molecular function: sequence-specific DNA binding. NCBI's taxonomy places the organism in Eukaryota, Metazoa, Arthropoda, Insecta, Hymenoptera, Braconidae.